Messenger RNA from Symbiodinium sp. CCMP2592, 1260 nucleotides. The record is from the annotation of a GenBank genome assembly. NCBI's taxonomy places the organism in Eukaryota, Dinophyceae, Suessiales, Symbiodiniaceae.
AUGCAAGGCAAAAGUCGCUUCCAUCGAUUGUCCAGAGCAGCAAAGGAAGGCAAGCAUGCGCCUCCUGCAGAUCUCAGAUUUCUCUGUAGACCUUUCAGAGAGAAGGAUGACCGCGGCGUCAGGUCAGAGAUUGUUUCCUUUCUGGAAAGCAUGUACCAGAGUGUUGCCGAGACACUGCCAGACGUGAGGGAUGAUCCCAUGGAGGAAUGUGAUGACCAAGUGAAGGUGAUGGUUUCUGCCAACAAUGAGACGGAGGACAAUUACGCCGCAGCUCUGAACGACGUCAAACCUUUCAAGGCCAGAACCACAAAGCCCAGGAAAUUCAAGAACUCGAUACAGAUUGUCCGUGCCGAGACGGACAUUCGGUAUUUACCGCCAGGCAACAUGAAGGAUUACUGGUUGCAACUUAAUGCGUCUCGAGCAGAUACUGCCAAGCCAAUUUCUUUUGCGCAAUUUUGGCGAGUUUGGUCUGGCGAGUUCAGCCACCUCAAGUUCCGGCAGCAGAGCAAUCAUGCACAAUGUUCAGAGUGUAUCAAACACAAACUGCUGGUGAGAGAACUGUCCCACCAUCAGUUGGCUAGAAAGGAGCAGGUUCGGCGUUACACCGAACACUUGCGAUCACAGUAUUAUGAUCGAGUUCAUUACUGGAAUUUGCGGGGAGCCAGCAGACUCAGAAACGGCGGGCACGUCAGCUGCAUAAUCGAUUCCAUGGAUCAAUCAAAAAGCAGCCUGCCGCGAUCAGACCUGUGUCGCGCAAAGGACCUGAGCACAUUGAUCAGACCAAAGUGCCACAUCACAACGGUGAUCUGCCAUGGGCACUUUGUGCUCAUGGUGCUGUCCAACCACGACAUGCCCAAGAAUUCGAGCGUCAUGGUAGAGAUCAUGGCUCAUUGUCUGUCACGGCUGAGUUCAACCUGCCGCCUAGCAGACGUCUCUCUGCACGUCCAAUCGGACAAUACAGUGAGAGAGAUGAAAAAUAAUCCGUUUAUCAAGUGGAUGGCAGCCAUGACUGGGCAAGGAGUGGUGCGGGAGGCAUCAUUGCAAAACUUGAGAAGCGGCCACUCUCACGAAGAUGUUGAUCAGCUGUUCGGCAGCUGUGCGACCUAUUUGGCGAGCAAAGGACGGCAUGCAGAGACGCCAGAAGACCUCCUCAAGUUGCUGGAGGCGUUCCUUCGCAACCUGCCGCGACCGCACGAAGCCGGAAGGUUUGUGGUGAAACUCGGCGGUGCUCGCGACUGGCAGCUCAGAUUCUAUUGUUGA